This is a messenger RNA of Mesoplodon densirostris (Blainville's beaked whale), 1464 nucleotides long. It is a transcript of the gene IRX6, whose product is annotated as iroquois homeobox 6. Gene Ontology annotation, biological process: regulation of transcription by RNA polymerase II; neuron differentiation; cell development. Gene Ontology annotation, cellular component: nucleus. Gene Ontology annotation, molecular function: DNA-binding transcription factor activity, RNA polymerase II-specific; RNA polymerase II cis-regulatory region sequence-specific DNA binding. The record is from RefSeq and is a predicted model, not a curated record. The transcript is spliced from 5 exons. The coding region runs from base 1 to 1464 and encodes 487 amino acids. Lineage: Eukaryota; Metazoa; Chordata; Mammalia; Artiodactyla; Ziphiidae.
AUGUCCUUCCCGCACUUUGGACACCCUUAUGGCAGCGCUUCCCAGUUUCUGGUGUCUGCAAGUUCCAACGCCACUUGCUGCGAAUCCGCCCCGCGCUCGGUCCCAGAUGUGGCCUCAGGCUCCACCCCGGCGGCCGCGCUCUGCUUCGCACCCUACGACAGUCGGCUGCUGGGCAGUGCGCGGCCCGAGCUGGGCGCGGCCUUGGGCAUCUAUGGAGCUCCCUACUCGGCCGCUGCAGCUGCCCAGAGCUACGCAGGCUACCUGCCCUACAGCCCGGAGCCGCCCACGCUGUACGGGGCGCUGAAUCCACAGUAUGAAUUUAAGGAGGCUGCAGGGAACUUUACACCCGGCCUGGCGCAACCAGCAGCCUAUUAUCCCUAUGAGCAGAGCCUGGGGCAGUACCAGUAUGACCGGUACGGAUCGGUGGAGUUGGGUGGCGCUGGGCGCAGAAAGAAUGCCACCCGGGAGACCACUAGCACGCUCAAGGCCUGGCUGAACGAGCACCGCAAGAACCCCUACCCCACCAAGGGCGAGAAGAUCAUGCUGGCCAUCAUCACCAAGAUGACCCUCACCCAGGUGUCCACCUGGUUCGCCAACGCGCGCCGGCGCCUCAAGAAAGAGAACAAGAUGACUUGGGCGCCCAAGAACAAAGGCGGGGAGGAGAGGAAGGAGGAGGGUGGAGCACAGCAAUUGCUGGGCUGCCUAAAUGGUGACACCAAAGACGUUUCUGCUAGCCAGGAGGCUCGGGGGCUGAGUGACCUGGAAGACCUGGAGGAAGAAGAGGAAGAGGAGGCGGAGGAAGAGGAGGCAGUGGCCACAGCUACGGACAGGCUGGCUGAGCUCCAUCAAGACACUCAGUCGCUGCCGGCGGCACAGUGCGCCGCAACUCGAGAGGGCCGGCUGGAGCGCAGGGAGUGCAGUCUGGCGGCGCCCCGCUUCUCGUUCACUGAGUCCCCCAGGUCGGGAGAAACCGACUUCCUGCGGGCCGAGCCAGGAGGCCCCACUUUGACCAUGCACUACCCCCGCAGCGAGAAACCGCGCAUCUGGUCUCUGGCGCACACUGCGGCAGCCAGCGGCGUCGAAGGUGCACCCCCAAACCCGUCCAGGCCACGAAGUCCUGAGUGCCACCUGAUUCCCGGACAGCCUCCAGGUCCCGGCGCGCGACCCGCGGUCCCCAGAGACUCCGCGUGCGAAGAGUCUUCCCGAGUAGCCAAAGCCUUUGGAAACCCCUCGUUUGCCCAACAGGGCCUGCCUCUGGACUGUGCGCCGUGCCCGCGGCGGAGGGCACCGGCAGUGCAGUGCCAGUUCCAGUCGGGAGCAGAAGGUAGUGGGCCCCCAACGGCGCUGGGGGUGUCUGUCCAAAAGACACCUUCCCCCGACGCACACAUCCAUCCACCCACCCCCCGGGUGCCCAGCCGCUGCACACUCUCUCUGCCUCUCCAGCAUGCCCAGGUUCAGACCUAG